ACAAAAUAAGCUUUAAAAUGUAGGUGUAUUUACAUGCGAUUACAAAUAUAUGCUUAAACAUAUGUAUGCGGAUAUUAUAAUAAAAAAAAUACUAUUAUUAAAAUAUAUGUUAUAAGUUUAUAUAUUCUAUUUAGAAAAGAAUCAUGUCAAUUAAUUUGUGCAGAGUUUGUCUUGCAACUGGAGCAACUCUACCUAUUUUUGAUAAAGAAGAAAGUGUUUUAAAUAUACAGGCUAACUUAGCGAUAUGCUUAAAAGAAAAGGUUGAAGACCGAGAUGGCUACCCCAGAUUUAUAUGUGUAGUAUGUAAUCAAAUAUUAUAUGAGUUUUGUAAGUUUAUAAAUAAAUAUAGAGAGACAUGCAAACUACUGGAAAAGGGUUUAGAUAUAGUAAAAGAGGAAAAUAAAGAUGAUUUCAUCUGCAAUGAAGCCACAAAUGAAGAAGUUGCAAUUUGUUCUGUUAAGAAAGACAAAGAACAAAACAAUGUAUUUGAGACUAAAAAGCAACAAGAACCUUUAAAGAAAAUUUUAUAUGUAAAGUUAGAAAGACUGGAAUUACCAACGAAGAAUAAACCUUCUGUAAGAAGAUGCUUAGAAGUAUCUAAUAAAAUUGCAUCUUCCAUUUUAGAAGGUGAAUUCUCAUGGAACGGAACUGAAUGUGUGUCGUCCGACAGUAUUAAAAAUAAAGUAGUCAAGCCAAAACAAUCACGCAAUAAUAAAAGGAAAGAGCUGAAAAUACCAAUUGUAAAUAUAAGGAAACCAAAGCCACCAAAAUUGUGUGAUCUGUGUGGAGAGGUUUUUAAAUCCCACGAAAGGUUGACCGUUCACAAGAAGAGAGCCCAUAAUUGUGAACGCUCACAAUGUAAAUAUUGCUCAAAAAUGUUUAAUGCCAGUUACGACCUCAAAAGACACAUACUGAGGAGACAUGAGACAAAGAAGAAUUUUGUAUGUGCAAUUUGUGGCAGAGGGUUCGCUUUUAAUGGAGAACUGACUACACACCAUAAAAAUGUACAUGAGAAACAUCUGAAACUUAAAAAGAAUUUUAAAUGUAAAUUUUGUAGCAAGACAUAUAAAUGUUAUAAGUCGGUCGUUAUUCAUGAACGAUCUGCUCACACAGGCUAUAGACCAGCGGUCUGUACGGUAUGUGAUUCAAGAUUUUUCCAUGAAGAAUAUUUAAAGGAACAUAUGCGUCUUCACACUGGAGAAACACCCUUCAAGUGUCCAAUUUGCAAAAGAGGUUACGCUCAAAGAGGCAAUAUGAAGAGUCACAUGAAAACUCACAAAAAAUCUGAACUUGAUGAAGAUACUCUGAGAAAAUUAAGGCCCAAUUAUCUUAAACUAUUAAAAACAUAGUUUUUUACAUAUUACUCGUUGACAAAUAUUGUAUUUUUUUUUAAAUUUCGUUUAUUUUAUUUAUCAAAAGUUGUCUGUUGAACAAUUUGCUUUGACAAAUUUUAUUAUUUAUCUAACACAAAGAUCCAUUCUUAUUCAUGUUUUUUUUAUAUAUUUUUAUGAAUACUAAUAAAGACGUCAAUUAAG
This is a messenger RNA of Danaus plexippus (monarch butterfly), 1535 nucleotides long. RefSeq names its product zinc finger protein 28 homolog. The record is from RefSeq and is a predicted model, not a curated record. NCBI's taxonomy places the organism in Eukaryota, Metazoa, Arthropoda, Insecta, Lepidoptera, Nymphalidae. Gene Ontology annotation, molecular function: DNA-binding transcription factor activity, RNA polymerase II-specific; RNA polymerase II transcription regulatory region sequence-specific DNA binding; zinc ion binding. Gene Ontology annotation, cellular component: nucleus. Gene Ontology annotation, biological process: regulation of transcription by RNA polymerase II. The transcript has 4 exons. Bases 144 to 1349 code for a protein of 401 amino acids.